CCGAGGCGCCGGCGGGCAGAAAAGCGUGGCCAUGCAGUGCCCCGGAAACUCGAGCGCGCCCAACCCGCCGGCCCUUGUGUCCGUUAUCCUUCCCGUCCACAAUGCUGAAGAGUGGUUGGAUGAAUGUUUGAAGUCUGUCUUGCAGCAGGACUUUGAAGGCUCCAUGGAGCUCUCUGUUUUUGAUGAUGCUAGUAAGGACAAGUCUAUGACUAUCAUUGAAAGAUGGAAAGGAAAGCUGGAAAGUGCUGGCAUCUCUGUAGUCAUUGGAGGUCAUGAUUCACCUUUUCCCCGAGGAGUUGGAUAUUCUAAAAAUAAAGCAGUUGCACAGAGCUCAGGAUCUUACCUUUGCUUUUUGGAUUCAGAUGAUGUGAUGAUGCCACAGAGAGUGAGGCUGCAACAUCAGGCUGCUGAGCAGCACCCAACCAGCAUCAUAGGGUGCCAAGUGAGAAGGGAUCCCCCGGACUCCACUGCACGAUACACACGUUGGAUCAACCAGCUGGUGCCAGACCAGCUCCUGACACAGGUGUUCACCUCACACGGCCCCACCGUGAUCAUGCCCACCUGGUUCUGCUCCCGGGCUUGGUUUUCCCACGUAGGCCUGUUUGACGAGGGAGGGCAGGGAGUGCCAGAGGACCUGCUUUUCUUCUACGAGCACCUCAGGAAAGGUGGCGGGGUGGUGCGGGUGGACCAGAGCCUGCUGAUCUACCGCUACCAUCUGCAUGCAGCCACUCACUCUGUCCUCGAGACAACCAUCUGGACCCACCGCGUCCGCUUCCUGGAGGAACAGGCUCUGCCUCACUGGGCAGCCUUUACCAUCUGGAACGCCGGCAAGCAGGGCCGCAGGCUGUACCGCAGCCUGACUACUGCCAGCCAACGCAAGGUGGUCGCCUUCUGCGAUAUUGAUGAGAACAAGAUCAAGAAAGGCUUCUACUGCCAUGAGGAUGCCCAGGAAAGGCCCAAGCCACGGAUUCCCAUCCUGCACUUCCGUGCUGCCCAGCCACCCUUUGUCAUCUGCGUGAAGCUGGACCUCACAGGGGGCGAGUUUGAGGACAACCUGCGGUCACUGCAACUGCGUGAGGGCCAGGACUUUCUUCACUUCAGCUGAGCUCCAUGGAUACAUGACUGAGCCUUUUCAGACCACCACAUGCAGGAGCAGCCCCAGGGCUCUGUCCCCAGCACACCUUGGGAUGCCCUCAGACGUGACUCCUGGAUCUUACUCAUGCUUGAGUAUUUUAUAAUCAGCAACAAAACUUUAUAAGCCAUUUGUUCUAACGAGUUUGUGGUAUCAGAGUUUGGGUUCUAUAUUCUAGGCAGGUCCACUGGCCAAGUUUCUCAUUAACAUAUCCUCCUUGUUGUACACCCAACAGUCCGGCUACUGUGGUAUGUGCUAGGUGGCUGCUAGGUCUCAGUGUGGCAGCGGCACCCUGGGAGCCCAUCACCUUCCUGUCCUCCGCAGCCCUUCUUGCUGCACCCAUCGAGGGCAGGGCCUGGGCUGCUUCUCUGGGCAGCAGCUCCCCAGCAUCCACACCAUGGCUCCAGGUGUGCGCCUGUGAGCACGCCUAAGGAGCAGCUGCUCAACUGGAAGCCUCGUCCACUCAAGACUCAGCGGCUCAGUAUUCUUAUUUCUCAGGUCUAUUUCUGCAGCGUCUGCUACUUUUCCUUGCCGUCCUUUAGUAGGGGGUUGCUUCUGACUCCUCCAUACUGCAGAGCUCUCCUUAUGGCACCCACAGCAUAGCCACAGCCUCACACAGCACACAGGACAGAGAGCCACAUCAUGACUUCUCGGGAUGAAGUGCUUCCUGCUGCUGCUCUCCAUGUUAUGGACUCUCUAUGCUUUGUUUAGGUGGUCACACUCCAGCUCCUGCACUGUGCACCCCUCCUUCCGAGUCCAUUCCACACAUCCCAUCUGCCUGCCCAGUGCCUUCCCACAAGAGCAGGGUUCUCAGCUGGGAGUAGUGUCCCAGGAGAUGUUGGUCACAUCUGGAGAUGCCUCUAGUAUCACGUCAGAGCAGGCAGCCAGGAUGCUGCUGAACACAACUCUGCCUUUAAUCCACAAGUGCCGAGACCAAGAACAUGGCAGUGUGUCAGGAGGGCUACUCUGCUAGCUGACUGGUAUGAUUCCUUAGAAACCCCACACAGCUCCUGCUCCCCACUGUCAGCCUCUCCAGUCCAGCCCUUUGCUGCUGACACCUGGCAUGCACCUCACGUCCCAUGGGCCCAGAGUACAUGGACAUGUGGAGCCCCACUGUCCUCCCCAGUUCUGCUGACCUCUGCCUGUCCAACUGGCUGUCCAGCCCUCAUUACCCUUAUCUUUUAAAAAAAAUGACAAUUUCUGCCCUUCAACAUUUCAAAAUCCUGUGCUGUUAAGCCUGCAGGAACAGUCCCUCCAGACCACUGCUAUACCCCAGAGCUUGAGUAAGGCAUCAGCAUCCUGCUGUUCAGUGUGUGCUUCAGCAAGGUUCCUGUUCUAUGUAUCACUGCUCCUAGCUGUAAGGACCCUGCUCUCAGCCCCUGCUGUCAAGGCCCAAAUUCUUUGAUGGCUCCUGUCAGAUCCAGCCACGGGCCACUUAAACCAUCAGCUGUUGUGUGGAAGUGAAACCUGGGCCUUAGACUUGGGGCUGAACAGGCAUCCUCAGAACCCAGGCCCUGCUUUCCAUGAUGUGUGUAUCCCACUUACCUGCUUCCCUCCCAGUUCCAGGAAGCACAAGGCAUUAUGGAGCCCACCCCACCUGAGGGACAGGCUGGCACACUGGGGGGAGCAGCCAGGCCUGGACUGAGGCCUCAGCCGUCCCUCCAAGCUCUACCACUGGGCACUAGGGGCUGCCCUACUACCUGCACCAUGGCCCGUCAGGGAGGCUGGCUGCUCCUAUACUGUCAG
Messenger RNA from Octodon degus (degu), 2878 nucleotides. It is a transcript of the gene B3gntl1, whose product is annotated as UDP-GlcNAc:betaGal beta-1,3-N-acetylglucosaminyltransferase like 1. The record is from RefSeq and is a predicted model, not a curated record. The coding region runs from base 32 to 1105 and encodes 357 amino acids. The transcript is spliced from 12 exons. Lineage: Eukaryota; Metazoa; Chordata; Mammalia; Rodentia; Octodontidae.